AUGGCAUCUUCGAGUAAUAGGACUUGGUACUGCAUAGCACUACUCCUGGCAUGCUGCUUGCUUGGCGCAAACUCCGAUGACGUCCCACGUGUCGAAUGUGAUGAGUUUGAUUGCCUUAUCGAGUUUAACGCGUUGCAUUCAGAGGACAAAGUGCGUUCGCUCAAAUUCCAACUCGUACCGGAAGCAGGCGCUACGGGUUUAGUGACAGUGACAUUCGCUCAAUCGUCGCUUCCGAUUGUACCACCGUCCCUGUUUGCCGGCGUUAAUGGCAACCUUAUCAAAGUGCUGGACAUGGAGAAGUGUGACGUACAGCGGGUGGAUUCGUCUACCUUUGGACAGGCGCGCGAGCUGAAAGUGUUGCGUCUUCACCGAAACCGCAUCUCGAAUCUAUCGAACUACUUGUUCCGCAACGCAACCAAACUGGAACGCAUCAACUUUGGAGGGAAUCGUAUCGACAAGGUGGAAGAACAGACCUUCCAAGGCAUCACGGGACUGGUCACGCUCCGAUUGUCCCGCAAUCACAUCAAGGUGCUGCCUGCAAAACUAUUCGCUGGAAUGAAGCAACUCACGGAUCUUAACGUUGAUCGUAAUCGCAUCGAGGUCCUGUUUGAUCGUUCGUUCGAGGAUCUGACGUCGUUGAAGGAACUGUACCUUAGCUACAACUUUCUCCAGAACCUCACCGAUAAUUCGUUCGUUGGGUUAACGAAGCUCAACACGUUGGCAUUGCAAUCGAACCGAAUUGCCACGAUUGAACCAAAUACUUUCAAGCCCCUGACGAGUCUGGAAAAUCUACUGCUGGAGGACAAUCGAUUGCAAACUAUUGCUCCGGAGACGUUCGCAUCGUUGGGCAGCUUGAAGAAACUCGACCUGGAGAAGAAUAUACUACAGAACCUACCAAAGGAAUUAUUCAAACGUAACGGAAAGUUACAGAUUCUGCGAUUAGGGGCGAAUAAUAUCGGCUCUCUUGAUUCGGAAAUAUUUGAUAACUUGAGCGGACUGGAGGAACUGUUGCUAGAAGGAAAUAAUCUUUACAUGCUAGAACCAGGAGUAUUUAAAAGUCUCAGUGUUCUAAAAACGCUUAAUCUUGGCGGAAACUUUUUGAGUUACAUCGAUGCUGGAACGUUCACUGGGUUGCAAUCGUUUGAGAGUCUAUCUUUGGCAAAUGAUGGACUAUUGGUGUCAUUCUAUCCAGCAUUACAGACGAAAAUACGAUCACUUCGUACUCUGGUUUUGGAUAACAACUUUCUCUCGAUAUUCGACCCCUCAAUCUUCAUACGAACACAGAAGCUGCGACAUCUGCAUUUGAACGGUAACGGACUACCAACAUCCGACCUACCUUCCUGUGAAAAUAUGCCUGAAUUAACAAAGAUUCUGCUGGAGGAGAACAGGAUAACACACGUAGACAAGAAUCUACUAUCUAAAUGCCAGCACGUGACGCUGAUUUCCUUCCAGAAAAAUCAGAUCGUGCAGAUUGAACCCGGUUCAUUCGACACAGUCAGCAGUGUGCUGGAACAGAUUGACCUUAGUCACAACUAUCUGACCGACAUUUCAAACGUUCUGUCGAAUCUGAGCGCCCUCAGUGUCGUAGAUCUAUCGGAUAAUCGUCUACGUACGCUGCAAGAUGAUGCAUUCGACGGCUCGGAGGCUUUAAUGUUGUUAAAUUUGGAUAAUAAUUUCAUACAAGUCAUUCCAGCUGCUCUGGCGAAGUUACCGCAACUGACAGAUCUGUCGUUGAUUGGAAACAGGCUCAAAACCACUGUUUCCCCUGCCAUCGCUCAUGGAUUUGCUGGUCUGCUGCGACUGUAUCUCACUAAUAACUCCAUCUCAACACUUCAGGUCAAACAAUACCCGAUGCUGGUUGGACUUCAUCUAGAAAACAAUCAGCUAGAGAGCAUUCCAGAUGACACGUUUGAGACGAAUGUUGACUUAAAAACACUGUAUUUGGCUAACAAUCGCAUCACGGGAUCACUAGAUCGUUGCUUCCUCCCAGUCCGUCAUCUGGAGAGGCUUCAACUCGAUAGUAACCCGCUUGGCCAUAUUUCUGCCAGCAUGUUCAGUACCCUAACCCAGUUGGAGACACUCAUGCUGAAGAAUACUAGCCUAACGGAGCUGAGAGGUAGUCCGUUCGCUUCGUUGAACAAACUGAGUUUACUGGAUUUAUCCGAGAACCAAAUCGGCGCCAUUGGAUCAACAGAACUCAAGGGACUUGAUUCUCUCGAUGAGCUUUAUUUAAAUAACAACGAAUUUGCUUCUGCCAACUUGAGUGGCUUAUCUGUUCUGGAUGGCGUUAAGUUGUUAACCAUUUCGUAUGGCAAAUGGAAUCCAUCGGCAGAUUUGCUGGUCAAUAAGACCAAAUUGGAAGACCUGUACAUGCAAGGAGCCCAGUUCAGCGUACUCCCAAAUGACUUUUUCAUUUACACCACAAAACUAUCACUCCUGUCUAUCUCCGACAACAAGCAGUUCAACCGACUUCCUAGCACCUUCUUCCAGCAUAUACCGUACCUGAAGGAACUAACGUUGGUGAACAACAGUUUGUCGACGCUCGAGCAAGGAGUAUUCGAUUAUUUGGGUCUGCUGGAGGAGUUGUACAUAAGGGACAACCCACUACGAACACUCCGUUCGGAUCUGUUCGCCAAGACGUAUAGUAUGAAAACGUUGGAAAUAUCGGAAGCCAACCUUACCAGCCUACCGACAGGACUGUUUGAUUCCCUCAACCGUCUAAAGAAGCUCGAUCUGGACAGUAAUCAGCUAUCGAAUCAACUAACAAAUGUAACCUUCCAUGGACUGUACUCGCUAGAAAUUCUGUUGCUGCAGGACAACGGAAUAGAAAGGUUAUCGCCAGGUGUUUUCGAUGACCUAGUAUUGUUGCAAGAAGUCUACUUAGGACAUAACAAGCUGAGCUCCCUAGACUCUCGCCUGUUUGCCAACCUGCGCCACAUGAUGCUACUCGAUUUACCUAACAACAAGUUCUCUACCUUUGAUCUGACUACAUUAUCGUUUGCAAGGCCGCUUCCGGUGCUAAAUCUGGAUAACAACGGUUUGAAGACGGUCAAGAUAACCCUUAAACUGAAUAAGCUAUCGGUGGAUAACAACGAACUGAGCUCGAUUGAUGUUGAGAAAGAACCACAUGCGUACAGUAUGCUUCUCCAGCUUUCGGCCUCCAAUAACCGUUUCACAACAAUUGAAAGCUUUUCACAAUUCCAUGCGAUGGUGGUGCUAGACGUGUCGUUUAAUCUAUUUGAAACACUUGAUUUGGGUUUAAUGUCGAGGGAAAUGGCGUCGCUGAUGGUGCUGAACGCAUCCGAUAGCUAUGUGAACCGAUUCUCGGUGGAAGAUUUUGAGGAACAACUAUCGCUCGUUCACCUGGACGUUUCUAAUAACAAUCUGACCAGCUUGGAAGAUUUCGGUUAUCUGCGGUACCCAUUCCUGAGGAACUUCAUCUUUGGUGGCAAUCAUUUGGAUAGAAUUUCAUUGGAGGAUGUGUCGAAAUUGUUCACUAUGCUGCGGACGAUUGGGCUCGAGGGCACCCAAAGCGGUUGGAGUUGCGAGUUCAUUCGUGGAUUGGAUCUAGAUCGUUUCUAUCUUAAUCUGUGGCGCAAACCAGAGUUAGAAGAAACCCAGAUAAAUUGCGCGAAAAAACAGAAAGACAUCUGUUGUAUUUGA
Molecule: messenger RNA, 3663 nt
Organism: Anopheles darlingi
Lineage: Eukaryota; Metazoa; Arthropoda; Insecta; Diptera; Culicidae
Product: toll-like receptor 6
Exons: 2
Coding region: 1-3663 (1220 amino acids)
Cellular component (GO): extracellular matrix
Molecular function (GO): protein binding
Source: RefSeq, a predicted model, not a curated record